GGCACAACGCGGGGUAUACAACACCAGCGUUACGUGGAUCCACGCUUAUGGAUGACCUGCAGAUUGUAAACGGCGUUGAAUAUGAGAGUGAAACAGAUAGUUUAUCAGUCGGUGAGUGUAUUGACUCUGAUGGAUUGUUCAUGAGUCAUAUCGAAUGGGUACAAAAUCAAAGGAAAAAACAUUUUGAACUGCCUGAAACUGUCAAUGUUAUUGAAUGUGAGAAUCAGUGCAAGGUGUAUUUAAUCGGAACUGCACAUUUCAGUGAAGAAAGUAUUGCUGACGUCAAAAAGGUUAUGGAACAAGUACAUCCUGAUAUCGUUAUGCUGGAACUCUGUGCUAAUCGAAGUCAUACUUUGACAAUGGACGAAGAAAAUAUCAAAAAGCAACUUAGGGACAUUAAUAUAACGUCGAUCAUUCGAAAGCAUGGUGUCAGUUCAGGCGUUUUACACUAUCUCUUGCUUCGACUAAGUGGUUAUUUGGUUGAUACUCUUGGAAUGGCACCUGGUGGAGAGUUCAGAGCCGCCGCCAAAGAGGCGAUGAAGCAGCCUCACUGUCACGUUGUUCUAGGAGACCGUCCUGUAAACAUUACACUUUAUAGAGCUUUGGAGGCGUUGGGUCCAUGGACUAAGCUCAAGUUUUUUGUUGCUCUUCUAUUCAGUUUCCAACCCAUUACGAAAGAACAAAUUGAGGAGAUGAAAAAAACAGAUUUUCUGGAAAAACUGUUAGUUUCCAUGGCUGGUGAACACCCUGAACUAACAAGGAUAUUAUUAGAUGAACGAGAUCAAUAUCUAGCUCGUUCCAUUUGGGAGGCUACUGGAAUGGAAGAAUAUUUAAAAGCACAAGCACUAAAGCCGAAUUUUACUUCUGAGAUACACAAUCCGUCAAAUAUUGAAGAGUCUGUUGUGCAACACCGUAAAAAUAUUGAUCAGUCUAAUGACUAUUCACCAGAUGGAAUUGCUCACAGUUCUGAACGAGAUAAUUCCUUUAAUGAUCCCUCUUCUCCGCACCUGAGUUGUUGUUCGCACUGGCCACCGACCAGUAUACUGCCAAGAGUUGUUGUCGCUGUUGUCGGAAUAGGUCAUGUGGCUGGGAUCCGCAAAGUCUGGUCAACAGUUGACACAAUUAAAAAACAUGAAUUAUGCGUACUACUUGAACCUCCUCUUUCCUGGCGCAUAUUUAAGUGGUCGUUGCGAGGAGUUUUAGUUUCUUUAGUUGUUGGAGUUGUUUAUGGUGCGUGUCGGUGUUCAUAUAUUUUUGGUUCUUUUAUUUAUAAUCGACUUUUGUAAAUAAUUGCUUGUAAAGCUUAUGCACUAAGCCUGAACUGUGAUUUAGUUUUGUUCUACUCUUGUUGUCCUUUGUAUACUCUAAGAUCAAUAUUCUGUUGUAUAUUUUUCUUUGGACUAGGUUUUUCCGAUUCCUUUUAAACACAUGUUUUCCAUUUCGGCUGAUCUGUUAAUUAUACAUGUGUGUUCUAAAAUGUACUCUGUUUGUACCACUUAUUGAUUCAGUAUUUAGUUCUCACCUUGUUAUAAGAAAGUUAGUCAACGAUGGGUGGCUUGUAAUAAUCAUUUGAAGGCAAUUAAAAAAGCUGCUAAACCUAAUUAAA
Messenger RNA from Schistosoma intercalatum, 1606 nucleotides. The record is from the annotation of a GenBank genome assembly. NCBI's taxonomy places the organism in Eukaryota, Metazoa, Platyhelminthes, Trematoda, Strigeidida, Schistosomatidae.